CCACAGUGAGAGCUUCUUGCUUAUAAUAAAGGUAAAGCUUGCUUGCACUAGCUAGAAGCCUAGAACCCACCUUGUCUAUGUAAUCAGAAUUCAAAAUCCCACUCGCACCUGCCAUUGCCGAAUGAGCGAAAGGACCCAGAUGAGGAAUAUCAAAAAAUGGAUGGACCAAAAAACAGAAUAACAAAAAAUUAGAAGCAGAUUUCUAAAUUCCGUCUCCACGUUACACAAACAAAAAAAUGUCACUCUCUUAUCUAUCCCUUCCAUCAUGUCCAGGAGGAGGAGUGUUCCUUUUGGCUCCUCUUCUUCUGUGCCCUCUAGUCUAGGGUUUUUUCCUUUUCCUUAUUUACUCUAAAACUAAAAUAAAAAAAAUAAAAAGAAAACAGCAGCAGCAGUAAGUAGAGAGAGAGAGAGAGAGAUGGCGUCGAAUUCUGCAAAUCUAUGGGUGUUAUUAGGAUUAGGACUGGCUGGGAUUUUGUUAAUGACUAAAAAGUUUAAGAAAUCUAUUAUUAGACAAGAUUUUGGCGCUUUUAUCGAGAAGCUUCUGCUAGUUCCUCCGCCGCAGCCCCCUCCUCCUAAAGCUCCUCACCCUCUCACCGCCCUCACCUUCGCCGUCUCCGACUUAUUUGAGAUAGAAGGAUAUGUGAGUGGAUUCGGUCAUCCAGAGUGGGCGAAGACACACCAGGCAGCUUCACGAACCUCUCUUGUAGUGUCAACUCUUGUUGACGGAGGUGCUACUUGCGUCGGUAAAACUGUUAUUGAUGAACUUGCUUAUAGUAUUCAUGGAGAAAAUAAGCAUUAUGGUACACCUAUCAAUCCUGUUGUGCCUGCACGAGUACCUGGUGGAUCCUGUAGUGGAGCUGCUGUGGCUGUGGCUGCUAAUCUGGUUGACUUUUCUUUGGGUGUUGAUACUGUCGGUGGUGUGAGAGUUCCUGCUGGAUUUUGUGGUGUCAUAGGAUUUCGACCCUCAUAUGGAGCUAUUUCAAAGACAGGAGUCUUACCUGUUUCGGCCAGUCUUGACACUGUUGGUUGGUUUGCUAAGGAUCCUAAUAUUCUACGACGUGUUGGUCAUGUUCUUCUUCAACCUGCUUUUGGAGGUCAACGUAGUCCUAGGCAAAUUAUAAUGGCAGAGGACUGUUUUCAAUUACUAAAGAUUCCUGUUGAUAGAGUUGCUCAGGUGGUGGUUAACUCAACUGAAAAGCAUUUCGGAAGACAAGUUUUGAAGCAUGAAAUUCUUGACGUGUAUCUGAAUUCUAAAGUUCCAAGCUUGAAAGAGUUCCAUAACAAGAAAAAAAAUGGUGAUGUUAAAACUUCUUCAAUAAGAUUGCUUGCAUAUGUCAUGCAGCUUCUUCAUAGAUAUGAGUUCAGAAGCAAUCAUGAGGAAUGGAUUAACACAGAAAAGCCAAUUCUUGAACCUGAUUUCUCAGCACAGAUGAAUGAAAUAAUGAAGAUAUCAGAGGCAGAGAUUGAACUCUGCAAGUCAAUUAGAGAAGAAAUGCGUUUGGCUAUCAACUCUCUAUUGAAGGAUGAUGGGAUACUGGUGGUCCCUACAAUGGCUUAUCUUCCUCCAAAACUUGAUGGGAAGGAGAUUUUAUCUGAAGAAUAUAAGAGCUCUUCAUUUAGUCUUUUGAGCAUUGCUAGCCUAUCAGGUUGCUGUCAGGUCACUGUGCCAUUAGGAUAUUACGACAAGUGUCCUGUUUCAGUGUCCUUGAUAGCCAGGCAUGGAAAUGAUCGCUUUUUACUAGAUACACUGCAGACCAUGUAUGCAUCUCUGCAAGAACAGGCAGAGACACAUGUGAAAUCUAAAUCAAGGAACACAGACAGCGGGGAAAAUUCUGCUGAGAUGGCUAAAGAAAAGGGCAAUCAAGCAUUUAAGGAGAAGCAGUGGAAGAAGGCUAUUAGCUAUUAUAAUGAAGCUAUCAAACUUAACGACAAGAAUGCAACAUAUUACAGUAACAGAGCUGCAGCAUAUCUUGAACUGGGAAGUUUCCAUCAAGCUGAAGCAGAUUGUUCAAAGGCUAUCAACCUUGAUAAAAAGAAUGUAAAGGCCUAUUUGCGAAGAGGGACAGCAAGAGAGAUGCUUGGUUAUUACAAGGAUGCAAUUGAAGAUUUCAAAUAUGCCCUGGUCCUUGAGCCAACUAAUAAAAGAGCAUCCCUUUCUGCUGAGAGAUUAAGGAAAGUUUUUCCAGUAGGUUAUUGAAGCAAAAACAAAAGUUUCUGGGACGGGAGAAGUUUUGAAUUUAGUUUCAUACAGCAAAGCUUUGGUUGGUGACUCAAAGCCGAUGACCCCAGUUAAGUAAUGAUACUUGAUAGAUGCAAUUUUAUGCUUGAUAUUUUUAUGGGGUGUUUUUUGUGGGUAGAGAGAAUCCUUCAUGUGGAGGUAAUAGAGGUCAGGCGAAAUUUAUUAUUUGAUCCGAUAGGACAUUUUGGAGCGGUGGAAAAAUUGUUGUCAAAACUUGUAAUUAUAUUCCAAUUUUGUUGUUUAAAUAUCCACGUCAGGCUUUUAUUUCUA
Populus trichocarpa (black cottonwood) is the source of this 2509-nucleotide messenger RNA. RefSeq names its product outer envelope protein 64, chloroplastic. NCBI's taxonomy places the organism in Eukaryota, Viridiplantae, Streptophyta, Magnoliopsida, Malpighiales, Salicaceae. Gene Ontology annotation, molecular function: protein binding. The record is from RefSeq and is a predicted model, not a curated record. The coding region runs from base 416 to 2197 and encodes 593 amino acids. The transcript has 13 exons.